CGGUCUUGUGGGCAGAGAGUGGGGGGACAUCACCAGCGUCUCUCUUUUAUUUUUGCUCUGUGACUCCUCACUGACCACUUUUCCGGAUGAGCGCUGAGGAUUCGGACGAAGAUCAUUUGGAAUUGGAAGAAUUCCCCGAGGACUUGGACAACGACUUUUGCCAACAAGUGUGUGUUCCCAACUAUGGAACCAUGCAGGGUGAACAAGCGGAAACAGCGAUUCAAAUGGGCCCAUAUUCUAAAGAGUCAACAUACUUAGUUGGUGCAAACUCUGGGCUGCUCAAUGGGAAGGGUAAAGGACACACAAGCAUAUGCAUGGUCGAGUUUGAUGGGAAUGAAGACUCGGUGCAUUUUGCCGAUGGUGAACGUCGAAUUGACUUUGUAUUGGCCUAUGAAGAAGAAGCGGCGAAACCGGGAGACAGGAAAAAGAUCGCACAAUUGCUGAGUAGAAAGAGAAAAAGAAACGUGUUUCAAGCCAAUUUAAUACAGAAAGGAAUACAGAUUGAAGCCACAAGAUCCGUUUUGAAUCCAAAGCUUAUUUUUCUCAAACUUCACGCACCAUGGGAAGUUCUUUGCACUUAUGCUGAAGUAAUGCACAUCAAACUUCCUCUGCAUUCCAAUGACUUGAAGCAAAAGGCCUCCAGAUUUAACUGCAUUACUAAACUAUUCUCAGUGGAUGAAACCAAAAUCGAGCCAGAACCUGAAUAUUUCACCGCACCAUUUGAGAUGGAUAAAAUUCACAGUUUCCACAUUGCUGAUAAGAAUUCGUUUUUCACACCAGCCACCAGAAGCAGAAUCGUUAUGUACAUUCUGAAUCGCUGUGAAUAUAGAAAAUCAAAUCAGACACGUAAGUUUGGUAUAACCAAAUUGCUCGACUCAAACACAUACAAAGGAGCUUAUCCUCUUCAUGACUGCAAACACAACCUGAAAUCAGUUGACCCAUCAUGUCCAAAUGAACGAUACCUUCUGUACAAGGAAUGGGCUAAUCCCAUGAGUUUUUACAAAUUGCAGCCCUUAGAUCUUGUCAGGAAGUAUUUUGGAGAAAAGAUUGGAAUCUAUUUUGCUUGGCUCGGUUUCUACACAGGAAUGCUGGCCGUUGCAGGAAUUGUCGGACUUGCGUGUUUCAUUUUUGGAAUAAUCACUCGGGAAGACAGCACUUGGAGUCAGGAGGUGUGUGAUUCUGCCAUUGGAGGCAGUAUCAUCAUGUGUCCUCAAUGUGAUAAAGAGUGUACUUACUGGAAACUCAACAUCACAUGUAAUUCAUCAAGGAAAUUAGCCAUUUUUGACAACUAUGGAACCUUAGUGUAUGCAGUGUUCAUGGGAAUUUGGGUGACUGUGUUUUUGGAGUUUUGGAAACGGCGUCAGGCAGAACUGGAGUAUGAGUGGGACACUGUGGAAUUCUUAAAUCAGGAAGAACAACAACGACCAGAGUAUGAAGCAAGAUGCAAUAUUCUCAAGAAGAAUCCAGUCACACAGGAAGAAGAAUUAGUACCUUACUCAGACUGUGGGAAAUGUAUGCGAGUAUUCUGUGUUGGGUCCACAGUCCUUUUCUGGAUCUCAUUAAUCAUUGCCUCGGUGGUUGGCAUUAUUGUCUAUCGUUUGGCUGUCUUUUUUGUGUUCUCUGCUAACCUGCCCAAAGAGGUGGAUGAAGACCUGGAACCCUUCAAAGAUUACUUGACUCCCCAGAUGGCUACUUCAGUCACAGCCUCCCUCAUUAACUUUGUGAUCAUUAUGAUUCUGAAUCUAGUGUACGAAAGGGUAGCAAUAUGGAUCACUGACUUUGAACUUCCCAGAACACAGACGGAGUAUGAAAACAGUUUGACCAUGAAGAUGUUUCUCUUCCAGUUUGUCAACUACUACUCCUCCUGUUUCUAUAUUGCUUUCUUUAAAGGCAAAGUUGUAGGCUAUCCUGGAAAGCCGGUUUACUGGCUUGGGCGAUUCAGAAAUGAGGAGUGUGACCCAAGUGGCUGCCUUUCAGAACUGUCCACCCAGCUGAUGAUUGUGAUGGGAGGAAAAGCAAUCUGGAACAACAUUCAGGAAGUUCUUAUUCCGUGGUUAAAGAACCUUAUUGGUCGUUACUUUAACAAAGCUUCAAAAAAAGAGCUGCCUCGCUGGGAGCAAGACUAUCAGCUGCAGCCUAUUGGAAAGUUGGGCCUAUUUUAUGAAUAUCUUGAAAUGGUAAUACAGUUUGGUUUUGCCACCAUUUUUGUGGCAUCGUUUCCCUUGGCACCUCUCCUGGCAUUGAUUAAUAACAUCAUUGAAAUAAGAGUAGAUGCUUGGAAGAUGACCACUCAGUUUCGACGGAUUCUGUCAGCCAAAGCACAAGACAUUGGAGCCUGGCAGCCAAUUCUCCAAGGAGUAGCUGUUUUUGCUGCUGUGACAAAUGCAUUAAUCAUUGCUUUUACAUCUGACAUGAUUCCCAGACUUGUGUACUACUGGUCGCUAUCAGUAUACCCCUAUGGACAAUUUAGCAGCCCAACCAUGGAAGGCUACAUCAACAGCUCUCUCUCUGUUUUUAGAGUCUCUGAUUUCACUGAUCGCAGCAAGCCUUUAAAAGUACCUUACUGGUUUGACCCUGACGUUGAUGCCACCUGCAGGUAUCGUGAUCUGCGAUAUCCUCCUGGUCAUCCUAUGGAAUACCAUCACAGCAUUCAAUUCUGGCAUGUGAUGGCUGCCAAGCUGGCCUUUAUUAUUGUUAUGGAGCACAUUGUAUUUUUGGUGAAAUUUAUUCUCUCUUAUGUAAUACCUGAUGUGCCAGAAGUAAUUAAACAACAAGUUAGCCGGCAAACGUACUUAACACAGAAGCUCCUGCAUGAAUCUCAUCUCGCAAAAUGGAAGGAACGCGGAUUUGAUGCUAGCAGGGAAGGUUUAACGAACAUAAAUGUUGGGAGUUCGUUUGGUAAAAGUAGUGUAUAAGGGCUUGUGAAAUCAGUCCAUGCUGUUUGUUUUACACAUUUGUAUUUCUGUUCUGGCUGAUUUUUCAAAAAGGUCAACUAUCCAGAAUUUGGCAGAUCAUGCUUUCUUCCACACCAGGCUCUCCGAGCCUAUCAACUCCAUCCUCACUUGGUUCCCUGCGCUCUAACAGAUUGAACCAAGAUCUUUGUCUUUGGUUCAAAUCUCCACAUGGCUUUGCCCCACCCUACCUCUGCGACCACCUGCAACCCUAUCAUCCUGACAACUUAUUUCACUCAACAAACAUUAGCUUCAUUUUCCCCACCAACCUAUCACCAUUGGAGGUGUGGUGGGGGGGAGUUUUCAGCCAUUCUGCUCCCACUCUCCAUCCCGGAGUCCCUCCACCUUAACGACUCCAUCCCUACCUUUAAAGCCUACCUUAAAAACUUUUUUUCAACUGUACUUUUGGUGACCUCCUCCCCCCCACCACCAGCUUAGGCUCCCAGGUGGCUUUGUGAAGCACUUUGAAACGUCCUUCCAACAUGAAAGGUACUAUGUAAAUGAAAAAUAGUUGUUGUUAUUGUCAAAGACUUUGGAGGGAAAGCUUGCAGUGUUUCCUAACAUUUCUUUACCCGAUUCUAUAUAAACAUGUGAAUCGACUCAUUCAUUUUGUUCCUUCUAUACUUUGCUUGCCAUAUCAACUUUUUCCACUUGUGAUGUUGCUUAAGAUGUUUCAACAGUCUACAUUGACAGUCAGUUGCUGUGACCACCAACGUGCUUGGCUCAGGUGGGUCCAAACCUUUAGAACACUGUGAAAUCCAGAAUUUGAGGCCUUCGACAGACCGAUUCAUUAUUUAUAUCGCCAGUGCCUUGGGACAUCCUCUUGACCUGAAAGGCGUUAUACAAAUGUAAUUUGUAUUGUAUCGUAAUUCAGAAGAAGCUGUGGUUCAACUUAGCUUCAAAAGUUCUAGGGAUUAUUUUUCUAAAACCACUAAGUGUAGCAAAUCAUGUUAUUGUGCUCUUAUAAUGGGAUUGCACAAGCCUGUUCUUAUUAUGCUCGUAUUUUACAGUGGUAUUAACAGAAUUCUAUGCGGUGGGGGGUUGGGGGGGGGUGGCAGGGAGAGGGGAUACUUUCAAUCUGAGCUGCUUCAUCCAUCAGCACCAUUUUUUAAAACUUCUCUUUCUGAGAGAAUAAAUUCCAACUAUACAUAGUAAGAAAAUUGCCAAGUGGAGACCCGUCUUAUUGGAUCUCCUACCAAAAAGAACUGUAAGGCUAGCCAUGUUUUGCUCUAUCGCAGUGGUGGCUAACCUUUAUGGUCGGCCAUCAAAAUAAAUUUUCUUCAUUGAAUAUUUCUUGAUUUAGGCCAUAAAUCGAUCAAACAUGGACUUAACUAUACUAGUGUGAAUGUUCCUGACAGCCCCGUGGGUCACUUCCAAGUAGGUCACCACUGCUCUAUCAUCUGAUUCUGUUACGUUGAACAGUGAUUGCUUUUCUUCCUUGAAUGCCAAUCUCAGCACUUUCAGUUGAAUUAGAAAAUGCCAAUACUGCCGAGUAAAUUUGUGACUUGUUACAAACAUUAAAAAAUCUGAAUUAAUGAAAUCAUAACGUGGUUACAAGCACACUUGGCCCAAUUUGUCUAUUUAGAUGCUAGUACAUCUAGCUGCACUUGGACUUAUUUAAAUGCCAAAGCGAUCUUAUUUUUGGUUACAACUGCAUUCUCAUUUUACGUGUCAGCUACGCUUGAAAUAAAGUGUUGGGAGAUCACAGAGCAUUUAAAGAAAAACUGGAUGUUUAUAUCAAUUUUCACUAAUAAUAUAAAGGAAAGCAAUAAAUGAUCCUCUUUCUCAAAGUAAUUCCAUCAGAGUCAGGCUCACUGGAACACGAUGAGAGAGCAAGAGGGACAACAAUAACACAUUUUCUUUUGGGUGAUUUCCAUAACACUUCCAUUGUGACUUCACAGGUAUCUAUCUAUCAAUCAGUGAAAUCAAAGUUAUCAAAGUGAUAUUUAACAUAAUGGCAGCUAUCCUGUGCUAGUUAUUAGUAGGUAGCAAACAUUUUAAGGUAAUGCAUUAUAAGUAUACAAAGGAAAUGUUGCUGUCCAUUAUGCAGAUAGAGAUCCAUCUGCGUGGCACAAUUGAGGUUAAGUACCUGGGUGUUAAGUAUGUAGUCAUAUGUAGUCUGGAGUAUAUCUGCUAAACAAAACAGAACAAUGAACACAGAACGAUUUCUCCUGUGACAAAGUGUGGCUAUUCAAUUUUACCAAAUCCAGAUAUAUGCAGCAUAACCAUGUCUGACCACCUCCAGAAGAGGACAAUUUGUUUCUCCUUUAAAAAUAUUUUAUACCUUGGAGAUUAUCUCUGUUGCUACAAAUAUUAUACAUUGUCACAAAUAACAAAAAUCAUUUAAAAACUUGUUUACAUUGCUGGUGGGUUUAGGAGUGUUUUAAACUGAAAGGACUUCCACUCAAUAUACAUUUUAAUGUUCGGUGAUAUUUUCACUUGAUGUUUGUUAAUUAAUGCAUUUUAAAAAAUAUUUUAAACUUCUAUUGUAUUGCAUCCAUUUAAUGUGCAAAUACAACAAUGAAAGGUCCAUUUGUUUAAUCGUGCAGCCAUGAAUAUAAGAAUAAUAAGAUUACUUUAGCCUGAAUACAGUUUGUUCAAAUUUAUGUUUAGUUAUGUGCUGAUGAAGUUCACAGAUGUGGCUGAACAAAUGUAAUUAAUCAUGUAUUUUACAUCUUUGGAAGGUUUGAUAUCUGUUUUGGUAAGUGAUUUUAUUAAAAUUGUUAUGAAGCCACAGUG
This is a messenger RNA of Callorhinchus milii (elephant shark), 5690 nucleotides long. It is a transcript of the gene ano6, whose product is annotated as anoctamin 6. The transcript is spliced from 23 exons. Gene Ontology annotation, molecular function: chloride channel activity; protein dimerization activity. The record is from RefSeq and is a predicted model, not a curated record. The coding region runs from base 87 to 2915 and encodes 942 amino acids. Gene Ontology annotation, biological process: calcium activated phosphatidylcholine scrambling; chloride transmembrane transport; calcium activated phosphatidylserine scrambling. Gene Ontology annotation, cellular component: plasma membrane. Lineage: Eukaryota; Metazoa; Chordata; Chondrichthyes; Chimaeriformes; Callorhinchidae.